Messenger RNA from Camelina sativa (false flax), 1492 nucleotides. RefSeq names its product S-adenosylmethionine synthase 2. Gene Ontology annotation, molecular function: ATP binding; methionine adenosyltransferase activity. Gene Ontology annotation, biological process: S-adenosylmethionine biosynthetic process. NCBI's taxonomy places the organism in Eukaryota, Viridiplantae, Streptophyta, Magnoliopsida, Brassicales, Brassicaceae. The record is from RefSeq and is a predicted model, not a curated record.
GGCGUCAAAGGGUUGUGUCUGUCCUGUGCUUUUUGUGCUUCUGCUUCUGCUCUGUGUGUCGGCUGCUUCCCAGAUUUGCUCUUCCUCCUCUCUCUCUCUCUCUUUCUCACCAUUUUUUUUUAAUCCAGAUCUGGGCUUGUAAGCUAUGGAAUCGUUUCUAUUUACAUCCGAGUCUGUGAACGAGGGACACCCAGACAAACUCUGCGACCAGGUUUCAGAUGCAGUCCUUGACGCUUGCCUCGAGCAAGAUCCUGAGAGCAAAGUUGCAUGUGAGACUUGCACCAAAACCAACAUGGUCAUGGUUUUUGGAGAGAUCACCACUAAGGCUAAAGUUGACUACGAGAAGAUCGUCCGUGACACUUGCCGUGCCAUUGGUUUCGUCUCCGCCGAUGUUGGUCUUGAUGCUGACAACUGCAAAGUUCUUGUCAACAUUGAGGAGCAAAGCCCUGACAUUGCUCAGGGUGUUCACGGUCACUUCACCAAACGCCCUGAAGAGAUUGGUGCUGGUGAUCAAGGUCACAUGUUUGGGUAUGCCACUGAUGAGACUCCUGAGCUUAUGCCUUUGAGUCAUGUUUUGGCCACCAAGCUCGGUGCUCGUCUCACUGAGGUCAGGAAGAACGGUAAUUGCCCUUGGGUUAGACCUGAUGGCAAGACUCAAGUCACUGUUGAGUACUACAAUGAGAACGGCGCUAUGGUCCCUGUCCGUGUUCACACUGUUCUUAUCUCUACCCAACACGAUGAGACUGUCACCAACGAUGAGAUCGCCCGUGACCUCAAGGAGCAUGUCAUCAAGCCUGUGAUUCCCGAGAAGUACCUCGACGAGAAAACCAUCUUUCACCUUAACCCAUCUGGCAGAUUUGUCAUUGGUGGGCCACACGGGGACGCUGGUCUUACUGGACGCAAGAUCAUCAUUGACACUUACGGUGGUUGGGGAGCUCACGGUGGUGGUGCAUUCUCGGGGAAAGACCCAUCGAAAGUGGAUAGAAGCGGUGCUUACAUAGCUAGACAGGCAGCCAAGAGCAUUGUAGCCAGCGACCUAGCACGCAGGGCGCUUGUUCAGGUCUCUUACGCCAUUGGUGUCCCCGAGCCAUUGUCUGUAUUUGUUGAUACAUAUGGAACUGGGAAGAUUCCAGACAAGGAGAUUCUUAAGAUUGUGAAGGAGAACUUCGAUUUCAGGCCUGGCAUGAUGACCAUUAACCUUGACCUCACGAGAGGUGGCAAUGGGAGGUUCUUGAAGACUGCUGCAUACGGACACUUUGGUAGGGAAGAUCCUGACUUUACCUGGGAGGUUGUUAAGCCUCUUAAGGCAGACAAGGCUUAAGAGAGUCUGCUUAUCGUUUAAACUACGUUUUAUCUUGUUUGAAACUCUGAAAUCGUUUGUGGUUUUCACUCUCAAUCUGGUUUGGUGUUCUUUAAAUUAUAUCAUGUAAUGUACUCUUCUGUCUGAUUAUACCUCAUCAGAAAGAGAUAUUUUGCAGGACAUCUUUAUUUC